UGACACUUUUUGUAGUGAAGCGGUUGGACGGAGCAGGCAUCUGUUGUCGAAUGAUAGUCAAUUCAAUGUAAUACAACAUUGUUUCCAGAAAGCGUAGCGCAGACAGACAGAAAUAUCAUUCUAAUUAAUAAACAGAAUCAAACCAAUCAAAGAAUGGCUUGUCACCGCGCCUGAGCGAAACAAUACUCAUGAAAAGCAUGCUUCACUGAGCUCGGUUUCGAAGCACGAGUUGAUGAAUCCGCUUCCCCGAUAUAUCCUAUUUCUGAAUACGAGCCUACCGUCUGGCUCUCGCUAUCGUGUCUGAUUGCGAGGUGGAUUCGCAAUUCCGAGCAGCUUUUAAAACAAAUAAUUCAGACCGCAGCCAGACUUUGCCAGAGGCGAGAUACAGCAGCUCACAGCACAGCAGGCAAGGUUCGGUCCGACCAGCAUAGAAGAGAAAGGAGGGUUGAGAGAAAGCGAUAGGCGCGUUCACACUGGGAUAACAGCUGGACUGGAUAUGCAAAUGAACUGCCAGGAAUGACGGCACGGAGCACCCAGGAGCCUUCUCAUGUAUCUGAUCGAUAGGGGAUAUUAGGGCCAGCUGGCCAGAGCGGGCACAGUUAUAAACAACUCGAUGACGGCGUGGCUCACUCUGAGCAAGUUGAGAAACAGUGUGCAUCACAGACUGUCGAAACCAAGCGCCCACCGCGACGUUAAACAUAUUCAGCUGUCAAAUAGGCUACAAGUCUACUUUCGCAACAACAUGUCACUGUUUUGCCAGGACAGCGGUGUUUGAAUGACUCGGACAGGGAGGACAUACGUUGGCAGCCCUAAGGUUUUCGACAUGCCAGAGAAUGUUUCGUUCUCCAGGAACCGCACGGUUCUGGACGCGCGGCCGGGGACGCGUCCCGCGUGGGCUAUCACGGUACUGGCCAGCGUGCUGAUCUUCACCACGGUGGUGGAUGUCUUGGGCAACUUGCUGGUUAUUAUUUCAGUGCUUAGGAACCGGAAACUUAGAAAUGCGGGGAACGUGUUUCUGGUGAGCCUGGCUUUUGCUGACCUGGUGGUGGCCUUCUACCCCUACCCCCUGGUGCUCUACGCCAUCUUCCAUGACGGCUGGUCGCUGGGAGAGACACAGUGCAAAGUCAGUGGUUUCCUGAUGGGCCUGAGCGUCAUCGGCUCCAUCUUCAACAUCACCGGCAUCGCCAUCAACCGCUACUGCUACAUCUGUCACAGCUUUGCUUAUGAUAAGCUCUACAGCUAUCGCAACACCCUCCUACUGGUGGGGCUCAUCUGGCUCCUCACCAUCCUGGCCAUCAUACCAAACUUUUUUGUAGGGUCACUCCAGUACGACCCCAGGGUAUAUUCGUGUACCUUUGCUCAGGCCGUCAGUACAUCGUACACCAUCACUGUGGUGGUGAUUCAUUUCUUCGUGCCCAUCGCCGUGGUUACCUUCUGCUACCUGAGGAUCUGGAUCCUGGUCAUCCAGGUGAGGAGGAAGGUGAAGUCAGAGGUGAAGCCCCGCCUCAAACCCAGCGACAUGCGCAACUUCAUCACCAUGUUUGUGGUGUUCGUGCUCUUCGCCAUCUGCUGGGCGCCGCUCAACUUCAUUGGGCUGGCCGUGGCCAUCGACCCGGAGACGGUGGCGCCACGGAUCCCCGAGUGGCUGUUCGUGGUCAGCUACUUCAUGGCGUACUUCAACAGUUGCCUUAACGCCAUCAUCUACGGCCUGCUCAACCAGAACUUCCGUAAGGAAUACAAACGGAUUAUAAUGGCCAUGUGGAUGCCUGGUCUGUUCUUCCAGGAGGCGUCACAGGGGGGUACAGAGGGUAUGAGGAGCAAGCACUCGCCCAGACUGGGACUCAACAACAACGAUCACAUCAAAGGAGAGGCUUUGUGACGUUGACGCCAAGGUUCUCCACUCCUUUCCCAUGUGUUCUGUUUAUUUUGUCAGUCGUGGAGUGCCAUUUCUCUAUUAUAUCUCACUGACUGCACAGUUGUGCUGUUACCAAAGCCUCAAUGAACUCUCGGAAUGGUGCGGAUUAAAGAGAGAGAGCGAGACAUACACAAGAAAAGAGAGAAAGAGAGAGGAGGUGUUGACUAAUGAUAACUGACUCUGUUAUUCACAAUUCAAAGAGUGCCAUUCAUGAAGCAUACAGUAUACACUACAUGACCAAAAGUAUGUGGACACCUGCUCAUCAAACAUCUCAUUCCAAAAUCAUGAGCAUUAAUAGAGAGUUGGUCUCACCUUUGCUGCUAUAACAGCCUCCACUCUGAUGGGAAAGCUUUCCACUAGAUGUUGGAACAUUGCUGCGGUGACUUGCUUCCAUUCAACAACAAGAGCAUUAGUGAGGUUGGGCACUGAUGUUGGGCGAUUAGGCCUGGUUCACAGUCGGCGUUCCAAUUCAUCCUAAAAAUAUUUGAUGGGGUUGAAGUGAAAAACAGUCCCAGAUCAUUAUUGUUCCUCCACCAAAGUUUACAGUUGGCACUAUGCAUUGGAGCAGGUAGUGUUCUCCUGACAUCUACCAAACCCAGACUCCUCCGUUGGACUGCCAGAUGGUGAAGAGUAAUUCAUCACUCCAGAGAACACGUUUCCACUGCUCCAAUGUCGGCGAGCUUUACACCACUCCAGCCGGGGCUUGGCAUUACGGAUGGUAAUCUUAUGCUUGUGUGCGGCUGCUUGGCCAUGGAGGAACAGUUCUAGUGCUGGCGUUGCUUCCAGAGGCAGUUUGGAACUGGGUAGUGAGUGUUGCAACCGAGGACAGGCGAUUUUUCCACACUACGCGCUUCAGCACUCGGUAGUCCCAUUCUGUGAGCUUGCCUAUCACUUUGCGGCUGAGCCAUUGUUGCUCCUAGAUGUUUUCACUAAAACCGCACUAACAGUUGACUGGGGAAGCUCAAGCAGGGCAGAAAUUUGACUUGUUGGAAAGUUUGUCAUCCUAUGACGGUGCCACGUUUAAAGUCACUUAGCUCUUCAGUAAAGCCAUUCUACUGCCAAUGUUUGUCUAUGGAGAUUCGCAUUGCUGUGUGUUCGAUUUUAUUCGACUGUCAGCAACGGGUGUGGCUGAAAUAGCCGAAUCCACUGAUUUGAAGGGGUGUCCACAUACUUUUGUACAUAUAAUGUAUGUUCUAACUUAUUAUGUAUCAUACUCUUAUGUACACCUCAGGCUGUCUGCCUGUUCUCUGCUGCUGUAACAAUAUGCAUUUUAAAGUGGAAGCACCAAAAUUAUAAUUACAUUUUUUUUACACCAUUACAUCCAUUGCAUUUUUAUAUAGGACAGUGUAUUUAAAGACACGCAUUACCUUCACAGUUUCCUCUGUAAGAAAGUUAUUUAUCACACUUUUUUUUACAUUUUCUAUAUCUAUAUAUUGUUAUCAUUAUGACAAUCAUUAUGACCAGCGUACAUUAGCGUAGAUCACAAUUUGUAAAAAUCCUUUUGGUUGUAAAUAACAAAUAAGUGAUGGAUCAUGCCAACGUUAGGAGCUCACAAGGUCCUACUACUAACUAGGCAAUUGGAUUGUCAAAAGGUGCCUGAUUUUAUGCUCAUUAUCUCAAACAGGAGAUUUGCCAAAAACAACCCCUUUACGAUUUAACCCAGUUAGUAUGGGUUAACUCAUUAGGGUUACAGUCAGCAUAUAGCAUUAGGCUUAGAGUUACACAAGGAUAUAAGACUGAGUAGUCAACUACAUUAGAUACAUCAGCAGAUUUUGUAAUAUCUGUUGACACAGGAAUGGGGCGCUAUGAUACCCCACGGCAGAGUGUCCUGAAAAACCCUUGCUGGUACAUUAUAAGCACAACGAAACUGUUUUAACUCGGAUGACAUUGUACUUAUGCUGUUUACAGGUUUAAACUGAACUCUUAGUAAUGCAUGAAGACUUAUUCUAUGCAUUUUACACUUCAUGUCAUUACCUUAAAACACUACAGAAAACCAACUUACUCAAUACCAGGGGCGCAACUUUCACUGGGGACGGGGGGGACAUGACCUCCUAAAUUCUGAAAUUGCAUUUUUGUCCCCCCCAGUUUUAUCAUUCCACUGUGAUAAUAAAUGCUGCACAGGUUUGCUUUAGGAACAUGCGGAUGCCUCAGAGUUGUCGGUUAAGCAGUUUUCUGGUUUUCACUCAGCUGGAUUUAGGACCGCACAGACACCACAGAGUGUGCGGACAGGCUGUGUGAACAGAGGCAGCUGCUGUCUGUGUUGUGUUUUUUCUCAGAGUUGUAAAAGCAAACAGAGCAAAAACUGGCUACUCUUUAGUUGACUGAUCUAGCUGGCAAGGUAACUGCUGUUUGACAGAAAACAAGUAUUUACUCCCAGUGCUGAGCUAGUAGUGUAACUGACAUGUUACUUUAGCUAAUGUUUCAUCCUAUCUCGACUGAAGUGAAUGAACCACUAGCAGCUAGUUAGCUAGCUGGUAACUACCACAGCCAGUUCAGCUCUAGUUAGCUAUCUGUCAGGUAGCAGUUUCUAACAGCUGUUGUGUGUAUGGAAAUGUUUUGUAGCCUUUGUUUUUUCCCCGUUUCAACAGAAGUACAUUUGAUAAUGUACCAUUGUACCAUUAGCUAGAGCUAGAGCUAGCCAAAAGGUGGCUAACAUCAGCUAGCUAGCUAGCUCACAAUCAUUCACACCAUACCUGAAUCAAACGAUGAAACCAGCGGCCAAACGACUGAAGACUAGGGCUGUCCAUGACCCCAAAAAAUCCUGUCAUCCUGUUCUUUCGCCAAUCGAUUGGUCAAAAUGUUCAAACUUAUUUUUACAUAUAUAGACACACACCCUAUGUUUGAAUAAAACCAAUUACGUAUGCACUGAGCUUGUCUGAAUCUUUAAGCAGACUGUUUGAUUAAAUAAUUAAGACACACAUCUGACUCAAGAAAGAGCUUGAUGGUCACACUGUUUAAAAAGAUGACAGCGAGUGUCUGUGUGACUGGUGCACGUUGUCUUGCUCUUCUCCCUACUGCAGCGAAAAGGCACCAAAGCACAGCAAGUGUUUAUUGCACUGUCCAUGCUGAAGCUGAAACAUAAUUUCAUCCAUUUAGUUUCUUACUUGUUUCUGACUGGAAAGAUCUGUUACCAAAGUCCCUAAUUUGUUUAGGAAAAACAUUCUCUAUUCCCUCAACCCAUGUUCUAUUUAUGUGAAACGUGUACGCAUCGAAUGCAUCUGACCAAUAGGGUUAUAUAUUGGUUAUAACAAACGCCAAACACAGUAACACGUGACAGCAAAAUGGAUGUGGAGGACGUGAAAAAGAAACUGGAAACGUGUGAAUGUUUACUAGUUGCUUAGGAAGGAAAGGAGAAAUCUGACCUGUUUAAGAUAUUUGACUUAGUUGUGGAAACUACUGGAGAUAAAAGUAAAAGAGGGUGUAGUAUUAUGUGUGCCAAACUGUUGCUGUUAGAUUCGAAUAUAACACUUUUUCCUGACAACUUGGAACAGUGUAAACAGUGAUUAAGUGUACUAGUCUGUUCUAACAAAGAAAAAAAAAAGUAUAUAUAGCCUUUAUUACAGCAGUCUCAAACCAUUUGCAUGCAUUCGUGAAUUGCGGUUUAUUUAUUGUUCAGGCUAAUUAUUGAAAGCUUCCUUUGUUAUUGAAUUUAAUAACUAAAACGCUUGAUUGCAUUUCAAAGCAUGAAUGUCUCAUAUACUGUGUGAUGGCAUGAAGGAAUGAACGAUUGAUUGAUACAGUAGCCUAUAUAUUGAAAUAUAGGCCUAAGUCAGUUACAGAAUUAAGACUAAACAGGUUGCUCUCUCAGCCCUACAGCUCCAUGGUGGUUAUUCAAGGAUACUAUACCAAGCCUACUAAUGAUAACGACAUGACGUAUUAUGGUAAUGAGGAUCAUAAUAAUAAUUGUAAUAUUAACAAUAUGAAGGAGAUCAAGAAAAAGGAUGGCAUAGGAGCGAGAGCUGUGCUGCAUAAUAUGUGUGACAAACAGGUGCAGUUAGAUUACAAUAAAAAAUGUCUGCCUCUUUGGAACGGUGUAAACAACACUAAAUAAAUUAUAAGUAAUAGCAGUCUGUUCCAAUGAACAUAAAAAUCUAAAGCCUUUAUUACAGUAUAGCAAAGAUUUAAAAAAUCUGAAUGUGAAAUUGCUUCAUCCAACAUUUUACCGUUGCAUGAGGCUCGGUGCUCACGGAAUUAGGAGGCUAAUAAACAGAACUCAAACAGGCAACAGAAGCAAGGUCUGUCUUAUUUCUGUAGCUAUAAAAGGAUGAUAUGUAAAGCCAGGCACAUUUAACAGUUAGGCUUUUGAUUAUAGACCGAAUUAAGUUGGUUUCCCCUCUCCUCAAUUUCCUUAGACAAUUAGGCUAAGGCAAGGGCUGUUUCCUCAUCUCUGCUGCUGCUGCCUCCGUCACAUUGUUCUCAUUCUCAAUAUGCUUGUUAACUUUGCUAAUAUGCACAUAGCAACAUAGGGAAAGGCGCCAAUUCUAAGGCGCACUGAAGAUUAUGUUUCAGACCCGCAGACUGCGACCGUAUCCAAUGCGUUGUUAUGAGAUAAUAUUAAAUUUAUUAGUGUUGCCCCAUUAUGUUUACAUAAUAUAACCAUACACAAUUUCAGUAUCACAUGCCUUAGUGAUGGACUGUGCCCAUGGCCGCCGCAAUGGAUUAGUCCACUGAGACAGGCGCGAAUCAGAACGUAGUCUUGUGCACCAUGAACAUUUUUUAUUGUGACUGCUAGAUUUAAGAAAUCUCUGUCGACCAACAGCCUAUCAACCAAACAACCAACCAGUUGACUAAAUGGGGUCAGCCCUACUGAAGAGCUAUAUUCUGAUGUUUUUCAGCGCAAUGUAAAGUUUUUAUUAGUCAGUAUAACAAUGUAACGUUAUUGAUCUGUCAGUUUCCCUAGUUAAUUCCCUACUUUUCACACUGACACGUACUAAACAGCUCUACAGGCUUCACUGUCAUGAUGCACUGUCAGUAGACAACACUAUGCAUAUCAUGUCUUAGCAGGAUCAGAUGGCAGACCAGUCUACGGCGCUCAGGUGAAUUUUGCAGUAUAUUAUAACAAUCAGUGAAUGAUACAAAGAUCCAUCUUGAGUUGAUAGGUAGGUUACAGUCUGGGAUCUGGGAAUAAUGGUCAUUUCAAUUAUUGAACCGUUGAUUCUCUUCUUGGUUAAUAUGUAUAAAUCUACAUCAAGGUAAUUCCUUGUCAUGCCUCAUCUGAGCAGGAUGAGAUGGUGUCAUGGGUCUCAUCAGGGCCAGACACCCAGGGAAGGCCAGUCAGCGAUGACGCAGAGGUAAACUUUUGCAGACACAACACUUUAUUAUCUCUGUGCAGCAAUGACUGGAAAAACAAGAAGCUUCAAAGAUUGUUGAUUUCCAAACUGUAUCACCGGUUGAUAGAGGCUUUUCCCGAUAACACAAAACAUGUCAAACAGAAAUGUGAAGACCUAAGAGACACUACUGAUGAUGAUGAAUGCAUGCAGAUAUGUUGAGUUCCCAGUCCUGUUCUUUAAAUCUGAGACAUAAAGGACUGCACUUUAAGACCAUCCAUAGAACGUUCUAUAUGCCAAGGAAACUGAAUAUCACGCACUCAGAAAUAUAAUUAUUCUGCUCAAGGUGUAAAGCACAAAAAGGGACAUAUUUGCAUAUGUUAUGUUCUUGUCAAGGCUGGCUGAAUUCUGGAAAAGAGUAUGUUAUUUCAGCUCAGCAUUUCUACAGAUUCUCCCUUCUCCCUGUUUGGAAAUGUUGAUACUGGAGAUUGUUGUCCGAAGAACAUUUAUAGCGGCUAAGAAAUGCAUUGUCAUUAAUUAGAAGGUUGGUUAUCCUCCCACAAUGGAUGGAAUGAAUGUUAUACAACACUAGAUUAGAUGUUUUACCAGAUUAAGGGUAUACUGUGCAACUUUCAUAAAGUCUGGAUGCCUUAUAUGGAAUACUGUACGACAAAAGCAGUCUGUAUUGAAAACAUGCCCAAAUCAGGGGAGAUAUUUAUUUAGGCAAUCCCUAGCUUCUGGGCUGCUCAGUCUUGGCCCUUGGGGUCUGCUGUACUGUUGGUUGUCACUCUGGCCUUGACCUAACACACCCGAAUCCAAUAAUGAAUGUUUCACUAAGAUCCUGAGUGGGGUGUGUUGGGUUGGGGGGCUGCAGGGCCAUGGACCCCUACGAGCAGGGAGGGUUGACCCAGCUAUAUUGUGUGCAGGUAAAAAGAGCUCUACACUACUAUUAGCCCUAUGAUAUGUAUUAUAUGGAGGGUGUACUGUUUCUGUGUGUUAAUAUGUAGGUGUAUGUGGGUUUUUAUUUAACUUAUGUUUUCCAAACCUUUCCCUUGAGACAUAAAAACAAGAACAAAAAAGAUGGGCAGAUAGUUGAGUUAUUGACUAGACUGGUAGGGGUCGGGUUUGCAGGCGGCUCGGGCUGCCUGGGCGGUCCGGCGGAAAUUUGAUACAGAGGAUGUCUUAAUAAAGACAAUCAAAAGUCUUUGUACAUUAUUUGUAAGAGUUGUUAGGCUAUUGGUUAAAGGUGCACCACAAUAUUUAUUAUUGAAUUAUCAUUGAUCUAGUUCAGUCUUGUCAAUAACAUAAACAUAUUUAAUAAUGAUCUCUUACCUAGCUUGAUGACUGUGGGCCUUUUUGCUUACUUUUUGUUGUUCUAAAUAGAGACGGCAACAAGAGGGGUCAUAUUAGAUUGUGUAGAAAUGCAUGAAAUAAGCUUAGAUGCCCCUAAAAAUGGGAGGACCCCCAGACCCCCUGCCAAGUUGUCCUCCCCAUGUAUAAAAUCAAAGUUGCGCCCCUGCUCAAUACUUUAUCUAUGUGAAUAAUGACAAUACUGUUUUUAUGAAGAAGUUAAUCUUAGUACAAAUCAGUUAAAUUAAUUCAGGCCAUAAUGACGCUGAAUACCAAUGUUGUGAUACUGUGUUCCAUGAUGAUGCAGAAUGUGCAUGAUAAACUUUGAUGCUUUGUAUAUUUUUUGGGUUGCGUGUUUGUUUUUUAUUUUUGCUUUGCUUUAGUUUUGAAGAGACUAGGAGCUCUAUUCAAUCCGUAUCGCAGAAGUUCAGCGUUGCAGUGUGAUUGAAAUUUAAAGGUAAUGUUCGCGCGUUAGCAUUCACGGUAUUCACUGCAUAUGUCGGCUCAAUCGUAAAUCACUUUUACAUUUAUAUCAUGCAAUCUGAUUUAUGAACUGAUACAUAAAACGACGCUGGAUUCAAAACAUACAGUUUUUCAAUUAAAAUGAUUAUACAAAAUUCUUGCAACUAAUAGAAUGUUUUAUAUGUGAGCGACACAACCAUCCCAGCUCUGCAGAUUCUGCUGUGAAGAGACAGAAACAUUAGAUCAUUAGUUUUGGUACUGUCCAUAUGUAGCUUGUUUUUGGUCGCAGGUUCAGGAAUGGCUGAAGAAUUGCAACAUUUUCCUGGAGCUAACUCUGCAAAUAGCACUGCUGGGUGAUUUGAAAAAGCAUCAUCAAUCGAUCAAUAAUAUAAUAAUACUCUUAGCAACAUUUUUUAUCUUUAAUUUACAAUCUGUAGAAACUAUGGGAAUAGAAAGGUUCAGAACUUUUGUGGAACAUCACGGCACAGUGGAAAAAUGUGGUGUUCAGAGAUAGAUGGAAGGGGUUGAGUGGAGCUGAAGUGUGGGACUUAAUAUAACAAGAUAACUCAUGUAAAAUAUACUGUGUCCGUAAAUGUAUAUAGGCUCAAAACCUUUGUGAAACAGCACAAUGGAAAAAUCUAGAAAUCAAUACUGGAUGGUUUUCAGAGAUCGAUGGGAGGGGUUGAGGGUAGCUGAAGGAUGGGACUAAAAACAAACAAAAGAUAACUAUUGUAAAAUAUACUGUGUCUGUAAAAUGUAUAUAGUGUGUAUAAACUGGAAGUAGAAGCAUAAGUGUUGUUGUCCAUUAGUUUACUCCAAUUAGGAGAGGGGUGGUUAGGGGAAAAUAAUAAAGACAUUAAAAAAACACUUCAGCGAUACAGAUUCAACAGAGUCCUAGCUUGAUUUCUGAAGACCUUGUGAAAACUACCGCUGAAGAUAUCGAUGAUGUUGACAAAGAUGAUAUGAUGAUGAAUAUCAUGAUGAUCAUGUUGGUGAGAGGAAGAUGCUUCUUAUUAGGCAUGUAUGCAUGUGGAUGAAAACGGAGAAGGAGUGGAGUGGUCAAGCUACAAGAUUUGUGCUUUUGUAAUUAAGCGAAACACAUUGGAUUUAUUGCAAUGUUUUACAUAUAAAAUCAAUGAAAAACAUGAUUUUGAAGGGUUGUCGAUGUAAAAGUUUAGAUGUUAAUAAAAGCCUUUAUUUUUAAUAA
Messenger RNA from Salvelinus fontinalis (brook trout), 10201 nucleotides. Its product is annotated as melatonin receptor type 1B-B-like. Gene Ontology annotation, biological process: G protein-coupled receptor signaling pathway. The record is from RefSeq and is a predicted model, not a curated record. NCBI's taxonomy places the organism in Eukaryota, Metazoa, Chordata, Actinopteri, Salmoniformes, Salmonidae. The coding region runs from base 776 to 1879 and encodes 367 amino acids. Gene Ontology annotation, cellular component: membrane. Gene Ontology annotation, molecular function: melatonin receptor activity. The transcript is spliced from 3 exons.